GGGAUCUAACUGUCAGGCACGGGACUGGCUGACUAGAGCACUGGAGCCAAGGUCUCCUAAUAUAAGCGUUAGGAUUUAGUUUCACUAACUACGCUACGGACUGCUCUCUCCUCUCCUCUAGAGCCAAGACACAAUGAAGAAUGUUUACCAGGCAUCAGAGAAGGAGAGCAUCUCAGGGCUGUCUAUCAGGAAAAUAAGUGAGAGUAUCAUAUGGAAUUCUGAAUCUAAUGCUGCCAUGGAGAUGAAUCCAGAUGGUCUACUGUCCCUGGACUACAGAGAAGAGGACCCCCCUCCCAACAAACACCUCAAGUACCACACCAGCCUGCAGAACAUGAUCCCAUUCCGCUUCUCAAACAAGUCCAACCCCAUGGACGAUGCAGGCUUCUUCUCCUUCACCUCGUUUGCCUGGAUGACUCCCAUGAUGUGGAGCCUGUUCAGGAACCGACUGGACAAGAGCUCCCUCUCGCUGUCUUCUCAUGAUGGGGCCGACACCAAUGGGAAAAGGUUUGAGAGGCUUUGGGAGGACGAGGUGGCCAAGGUGGGAAAACAGAACGCUUCUUUAGGUCGGGUCUUCAUGCGUUUCCAAAGGACUAGAUUACUAGUGGCGUUCCUCAUCUCCAUCCUGUUCACGCUUUCUGUAUUUAUUGGACCAGCGGUUCUGGUGUAUGAGAUCCUGAACUAUGCAGAGGCCCCUGGGGCAUCUACACUGGUCCAUGGUGUCGGUCUGUGUGUGGCUCUGUUCAUCUCAGAGUUCUCUAAAGCCUUCUUCAGCUCUCUACUGUGGGCGGUUAGCCUGAGGACAGCCAUCAGGGUGAAGAGUGCCUUCUCCACUAUCGCCUUCCAGAAGAUCAUCUCUCUUAGAUCCGUCGCCAACAUCUCCGUGGGAGAGAUGAUCAACGUGCUGACCAGUGAUAGCCACAGGAUGUUUGAGGCGGUGGUGUUUGGUACCUUUCUGCUGUGUAUCCCCGUGCUGCUGACUGUCUGCAUCGUCUACGCCUGUACCCUGGGAUACACCGCCCUCAUCGGAGUCUCUGUCUACCUCAUAUUCAUCCCCAUCCAGUUUGCCAUGGCCAGACUGACCAGUAUUAUGUUCAGGAGGAAAGCGGUGAGCGUCACAGACACUCGUGUCCGCACCAUGAACGAGGUUCUCACCUGCAUCAAACUCAUCAAGAUGUAUGCCUGGGAGACCUCCUUCGAGAAGAAAAUCACCGACAUCAGGAAGAAUGAGAAGCAGCUGCUGGAGACGGCCGGCUACACCCAGAGUAUUAACUCCUCCAUCACAACCAUCAUCCCCACCCUGGCAACCAUCCUCACCUUCGUAGUCCACACCCUGCUGGGUCUGCCCCUCGGCACCUCUGAAGUGAGCUUUUACAUCGCCAUCUUUAACUCCAUGCGGUUCUUCCUGGGUUUGCUGCCGUUCUCUGUCAAAGCCCUAGCUGAGGGACAGGUAUCGCUAGCCCGGCUAAAGAAACUGCUGAUGACACAGAACCCGGAGUCGUACCUGGUCCAGAGGCAUGGGUCCCUCUCGGCCCUGGUCAUGGAGGGAGGCAAGGUGGAACCACAGGGCCAGAACGGGACUCACACACCGGGCAAGACCGGAGGUCAUGCCCACCCCUGAAACAUCUCCUUUAACCUGCCUAAGGGAAACCUGCUUGGUAUCUGUGGCAACGUGGGGAGCGGAAAGACAUCGCUGAUAUCGAGCAUCUUAGAACAGAUGCACCUGCAGCAGGGUUUGGUCACAGCAGACGGAGCGUUUGCCUACGUUUCACAGCAGGCCUGGAUCUUCCACGGUACGGUACGAGACAACAUCUUGAUGGGAGAAACCUUCAACCAGGCCAGAUAUAGGACAGUGAUCAGUGCCUGUAGCCUGACACCAGAUCUGGCUGUUCUUCCCUAUGGGGACCAAACUGAGAUAGGAGAGCGAGGCCUGAACCUGUCUGGCGGUCAGAAGCAGAGGAUCAGUUUGGCCAGAGCGGUCUACUCCAACAAAGACAUCUUCCUGCUGGACGACCCUCUGUCUGCCGUGGACGCCCACGUAGGGAAACACAUCUUCGAGGAGUGCAUCAAGAAGACACUGAAGGGGAAGAGUAUCAUCCUGGUCACCCAUCAACUACAGUAUCUGGAGUUCUGUGACGAGGUACUGGUGUUGGAGAGUGGAACGAUUAAGGAGGCAGGGACACACAAAGCUCUGAUGAAAGCUAAGGGCCGAUACGCACAGAUGAUCAACAACUUCCAGAUGGAGCAUUCACAGGAACAAACUGAGGAGGAGCCGGUACAACCACACCCCAUCGACAUGAAGGGGGAGGACCUGGACGAUCACAGGGGAAAUGGAAUAGAAAACCCAGCUUUUGACAUGUCUGACGAGAAGCCAGAAGAGUUGGGAGGAAGGGAAUCGGUGUCACGUGACUCUAAGGACCAGCUGGUGACCCAGGAGGGUUCUCAGGAGGGUUCUGUUACCUGGAGGACCUACCACCAGUACUGCAAAGCGGCAGGAGGGUACAUACUGCUGUCUCUCAUCAUCAUCAUCUUCAUCUGCCUGGUGGGGACCACUGCCUUCAGCAACUGGUGGCUCAGCUACUGGCUGGAGCAGGGAUCAGGGACAGCGAACGUGUCGAUGUCCGACGCAGGGAACAUCUCCCUGAACCCUGACCUGAGCUUCUACCAGAUGGUUUACGGCCUGGUGGUGGUGGCCAUGCUGGUGUUCAGCUUCAUCAAGGGCUACUCUUUCACCAAAGUCACGCUUCACGCAUCCUCCAAGCUACACGACACCAUGUUCAGAAACAUCCUGAGCAGCCCCAUGAGUUUCUUUGACACCACCCCGACGGGCCGCAUGGUGAACCGCUUCUCCAAGGACCAGGAUGAGGUGGACACCAUGCUGCCCUUCAACAUGGAGAACUUCCUGCAGUUCUGCCUGAUGGUCACCUACACCAUCGUCACCAUCACAGCCGUGUUCCCUCCGCUGCUCAUCGCCAUCACGCUGCUGGGGGCCAUCUUCACGCUGAUACUCUAUAUAUUCCAGAGGAGCAUCAGAGAGAUGAAGAGGAUGGAGAAUGUGAGUCGUUCCCCCUGGAUCUCCCUGACCACUUCCACCAUCCAGGGCCUCAGCACCAUCCACGCAUACAACAAGGGAGAGCAGUACCUCCAGCAGUUUAAGGAGAUGAGCGACAACAACUCCAACCACUUCCUGUUGUUUAACUGUGGGACGCGCUGGCUGUCCUUCUGGCUGGACUUUCUGUCCGCCUCAGUCACUCUGAUGGUGGCUCUGUUCGUGGUGCUCAGUUCUCCUGAUACCAUCAGCCCUGCUAUGAAGGGCCUGGCGCUGUCAUACACCAUACAGUUGACAGGUAUGCUCCAGUACGUGGUAAGGCUGUCUACCGAGCUGGAGGCCAAGUUCCUGUCUGUGGAGAGGCUACAGGAGUACAUCGAGGGUUGUGUGUCUGAGGCGCCCAGGAGAGUUAAAGACGCCCUCAUCCCAGAGGGUUGGCCUGAUAAAGGGGCCAUCACCUUUAAGGACUACACAAUGAGGUACAGAGAGAACACCCCCAUCGUGCUCGACGGACUGCAGCUCAACAUCCAGCCCAGAGAGAAGCUGGGCAUCGUGGGGAGAACAGGCUCCGGGAAGUCUUCUUUAGGAGUAGCCCUGUUCCGCCUGGUGGAACCAGCUGCAGGGACGAUCUUCAUAGAUGGGGUGGACACCAGCCUUAUCGGCCUGGAGGACCUCCGCAGUAAACUGUCGGUCAUCCCCCAGGACCCGGUCCUAUUCAUCGGCACUGUCAGGUAUAAUCUGGAUCCUUUCGACAACUAUAGUGAUGAGGACGUCUGGUCUGCUCUGGAGAAGACCUACAUGAAACAAACAAUCUCCAGUCUCCCUGAGAAGCUGCGGUCUGAGGUUGUGGAGAACGGGGAGAACUUCUCUGUAGGAGAAAGACAGCUGAUGUGUAUGGCCAGAGCACUGCUACGAAACUCCAAGAUCAUCUUGUUGGAUGAGGCGACAGCGUCGAUCGACUCAGAGACAGACUCCCUGAUCCAGCACACCAUCAGAGAGGCCUUCCAGGACUGCACCAUGCUCACCAUCGCUCACCGCAUCAACACUGUCCUGGAGUCAGACCGCAUCCUGGUCAUGGACGCUGGAAAGGCGGUUGAGUUUGACAGUCCAGAGGUCCUGAUGCAGAGACCAGAUUCUCAGUUUGCAGCUCUCCUGGCUGCAGCCAACACCGUCAACACGUGAUCCUGGCCCAGGUCUGGGCACCCCCACAUCUGAAGUCUGGACACACCCCCAUCUGUAGUCUGGACACACCCCCAUCUGAUGUCUGGACACACCCCCAUCUGAAGUCUCCCCCCCCCCCCUGUCCUUAACUGUCCUUAACUGUCGGACCACCCCACCCCUCAACACUUUCUCUGUUUUCCACAGACACACAUGAAUCUGCACGUGGCUGCAUGCAGGCUUACCCACACACACAGGGAAUGGUCUGUCCUGAAGCCUAGGGCAUUAGCCUCAUGCUAGCAUUGACUAAGGAGGCUGUAUCAGGCAGUAACACCAUUAUGAAGUGACAUAACAGCAGUAAUACCAUUAUGAAGUGACAAAACAGCAGUAACACCAUUAUGAAGUGACAUAACAGCAGUAAUACCAUUAUGAAGUGACAAAACAGCAGUAACACCAUUAUGAAGUGACAAAACAGCAGUAACACCAUUAUGAAGUGACAUAACAGCAGUAACACCAUUAUGAAGUGACAUAACAGCAGUAACACCAUUAUGAAGUGACAUAACAGCAGUAACACCAUUAUGAAGUGACAUAACAGCAGUAACACCAUUAUGAAGUGACAUAACAGCAGGAACACCAUUAUGAAGUGACAUAACAGCAGUAACACCAUUAUGAAGUGACAAAACAGCAGUAACACCAUUAUGAAGUGACAAAACAGCAGUAACACCAUUAUGAAGUGACAUAACAGCAGUAACACCAUUAUGAAGUGACAUAACAGCAGUAACACCAUUAUGAAGUGACAUAACUUUGUCUUUGAUAUGAUUCACAGCACUUUGUCUUUGAUAUGAUUCACAGCAUUGUAAAUAGGCAGUAAAGAGGAUUUAUUUUUGAUAAUCCUGGGUGAACGUUAGCCUGGCUACCAAACCUGUUUGUGCUGUCAUUCCACUCCUUGCCAUUACUUGUCAAAUGCCAAUGAGUGGCAAGGAGUGGAAUGACAGCACAAAUGGUAUCCAGGCUAGGUGAAGGAAACGUCACAGUGAAAUCUCAUUCUCAUGUAAUAGAUGCACAGAUUCCUGCAAAACUGAUGAUGAUGAUGAUGAUGAUGAUGAUUAUUAUACGUGGUGAAAUGACCUGUUAUGUGUCUUAAUCUCUUGAUAUUUAUUUAAAAGUAUAUUUAUUAGAUGUUCUAUGUCUCUGAAUUGAAAGUUUAUGUGAAAGUGUCAAAGAUAAAGUAGUGAACACAGUGUACAAAAAUCUUCUGUACAUAGCUAUAUAUAUAUAUAUAUAUACUAUAUAUCCUGGAUGGAUGGUUAUUACAUCUCAUGGGCUUUUGUUUGGAUGAGUCUGAGAAUGUGUAACUCUUCCAUCUUCAACGCAUAGUGUUUUAAAUUUGAUUGUUAGUUGAUUCGAAUAUAUCCCAAAUCACUGUUAUACUUCAGCUGUUUUUACCUCAAUAAAGCACAACUCAAACUUG
Molecule: messenger RNA, 5675 nt
Organism: Coregonus clupeaformis (lake whitefish)
Lineage: Eukaryota; Metazoa; Chordata; Actinopteri; Salmoniformes; Salmonidae
Product: ATP-binding cassette sub-family C member 12
Biological process (GO): transmembrane transport
Cellular component (GO): membrane
Molecular function (GO): ATP hydrolysis activity; ATP binding; ABC-type transporter activity
Source: RefSeq, a predicted model, not a curated record